This is a messenger RNA of Ectocarpus siliculosus, 1283 nucleotides long. Lineage: Eukaryota; Phaeophyceae; Ectocarpales; Ectocarpaceae. The record is from the annotation of a GenBank genome assembly.
GGGCCUCUAUAAUCACCAUGGUUGAAGAGGUUGGUUCGGACAUCAUGGCCGCGCGAGAGCGCAUGAUCGCGAGGCGAUUUGGAGGGGCGAACGCCACUCGGACAGGUGGCGUACGGAGGAAAAAGAAGAACGUCCACAAGACGGCGACUUCCGACGACAAGAAGCUGACAACGACCCUCAAGAGGAUCGGCGUGACCAACAUCCCGGCCAUCGAGGAGGUGAACAUGUUCAAGAACGACGGCGAGGUUAUCCACUUCGUAGGGCCCAAGGUUCAAGCAUCUGUGGGCGCGAACACGUACGUCGUGAGCGGUCAAUCGGAGACCAAGAAGUUGCAGGACCUCCUCCCGGGCAUCAUCAACGAGCUUGGACAGGAGAACCUGGACCAGCUCAAGGAGAUCGCCGGCAACUUCCCCGGGGGCGAAGCGGGCGCGGGAGACGACGAGGACGAUGUGCCCGACCUCGUCGAGAACUUCGAGGAGGCCUCAAAGUAACUAACUCCACGGCACCCUCUGUAGCUAGCUUGCUCGUGGGUGUGGCUCCGUGGGAUGGGGUCUGGUGGGGGGGGGGGGACUUCGGGGGGUUUCCAUCCCUUUUUUGGUCGUUCGUUGGAGCCUUGUUGGAGCAUGAUCGCUCUCAUUCUCGGUGUCGGUGUACCGGUACAACUCGAGUUCGAUUUCGGGGUGUGCGACAGCGGGCAUCCGCUCUUCGCCGUGGCUGGUUUCGUUCCGCAGCUGGCGCACACCGCAUUGGGAUGUUGCUGGAAGCGGAACCCGACUGGUCCGAGUUCAAGACUGCAAGACCGCUUUCUUUGGACUAGGUACUGUAGAUUGUCGCGUGUUAGAUGUUGCUAGGAGAACACGGGUCCGCCUAGUAGCCCGUGGUGGGUACAGUGCAGUAGUGUAGCUGGUCGGUGGUCAUCGGCGUAGGCUACAAAAAGCGCCCGCUGUCCGUUGGGCGACUGCUGGUCAGUUGAUCUGUGUUGGCAUCUCGUCCACUUGUAGCUGAUCAGGUGCUUUCUUGCCAUGUGUCUACCAUUUGGUACUCAUAGCUGUGGUGCCGAUCUACACCCUCCAGUGGUCGGUCAUGAGUCAAUUGAGGUUUGUCCAACGCCAACCGAGAUCCGCGAUUUUAUCUCCUGCCAACUGAUGUUUUUCAUCAUAGCCGCCAUUGAUGUUUUAAGACCCAACCCUACAAGCGACGGUUUACAGUACAUCAAUCCUGCAGCUUGUGGCAGGAGCUGUUUUGCUGUUUUGAACAUGUGCAUAGAAAGACGCGUUCUCCCC